Chanos chanos (milkfish) is the source of this 4440-nucleotide messenger RNA. It is a transcript of the gene nedd4a, whose product is annotated as NEDD4 E3 ubiquitin protein ligase a. Lineage: Eukaryota; Metazoa; Chordata; Actinopteri; Gonorynchiformes; Chanidae. Gene Ontology annotation, biological process: receptor catabolic process; neuromuscular junction development; ubiquitin-dependent protein catabolic process. Gene Ontology annotation, molecular function: sodium channel inhibitor activity; ubiquitin protein ligase activity; protein binding. The record is from RefSeq and is a predicted model, not a curated record. The transcript is spliced from 29 exons. The coding region runs from base 172 to 2889 and encodes 905 amino acids. Gene Ontology annotation, cellular component: cytoplasm.
GAUGGUCAGCGUCGUAACGACGACACACUCGUGAAUUUAACCCACCGUCUUCACGUUUGAACCACAGAAUAAGAUUUAAGGGAGCAACUGGACAGAAGACACUUUUGUUUUCUGUUUUAAUUUCAUUUCGUUUUCACUAUAGCAACGACGCCUCGUUUCCUAGUUUGGAAUAUGAACAUGGCUGCACAUGGACCCGAGGUCCGAGGGCUUCAGUGUGAUGAGGAUGAAGCUAGGAUCCUUAGAGUGAAAAUCAUUGCUGGGAUUGGCCUGGCCAAGAAAGACAUCCUUGGAGCGAGUGAUCCAUACACGAGAGUCUCUCUGUACGACCCUGUUAAUGGAGAACUCACCAGCCUUCAGACCAAAACCAUAAAGAAGACAUUGGAUCCCAAGUGGAAUGAGGAAUUCUAUUUCAGGGUUCAUCCUAGGAAGCAUCGGCUUCUUCUGGAGGUGUUUGAUGAGAAUCGUCUGACACGGGAUGACUUUCUGGGACAGGUGGAUGUUCCUUUACUUCACAUACCGACAGAAAAUCCGAACACUGAAAGGCCAUAUACAUUUAAGGAUUUUCUUCUUCACCCGAGAAGUCACAAAUCCAGGGUGAAGGGUUACCUGCGUCUUAAGAUGACAUACUUGCCUAAAAACGGCGGCUCAGAGGAAGACGCGGCGGAGCAGACCGAAGACCUGGAUCCCGGCUGGGAGUUUCUGGAGAGCCAGGAUAUGUGCGGGCCUCGACACCAUCACCAUUUGCCUCCGCUGCCCCCUGGCUGGGAGGAGAGGCAAGACAAUCUGGGGAGAACGUACUACGUCAACCAUGACACCAGGACAACCCAAUGGCAACGACCCACUCUGCAAGACUGUCAGACAGCAGCAGAACACAGACAGAACGUUCACAUGGAGGCCAGGAAUGCCUUCAUCACACGCCGACAGAUCUCUGACCAUGAUGAGAGUGAGGACCCGCGCGAGUCCCCCGAGAGCUGGGAGAUCAUCACAGAAGACGAAAGCACAAUGUACAACAGCCAUAGCGAGCUUUCGCCCCCACCCCCUCACUCCCCACACGAGUUUCACUCUUUCUGCGAGGAGCUCAGUCGCCUGCAGGCCGGGGGGGCCCUGCCCGGCGACCGGCGAACUUCUCUAACGCUGCAAGGCCCCGGCAGUCGCAGGGGGAGUGGCCAGAACGUGACCACUGAGGAACACCCAGUGCUCCCUAUGUUACUGCCGACCUCCGUGGGUCUGCCCCCGGGCUGGGAGGAGAAGCAGGACAGUAAGGGGAGAAAGUAUUACGUCAAUCACAACAGCAGAACCACCACCUGGACCAGACCUCUCAUUCAGGUAACCACCUCAGAGGCCACGGCGGCUGCCCUAUCCCAUAACGCCUCGGCGUGUCCGCCGACCGUGAUUCCCCCCGAAGAUUCCCCCCAGCACUCCCCGGGACAGCAGCCGGGCUACGAGCUGACCCUGAUGCCCCCGGGGUGGGAGAUACGCAGCGCCCCCAACGGCAGGCCUUUCUUCAUCGACCACAACACUAAAACCACCACCUGGGAAGACCCCAGGUUGAAAAUUCCUGUGCACUUGAGGAGACGACCUUCGUUUGACCCCUCAGAUCUCGGCCCUCUGCCUCCUGGUUGGGAGGAGAGGGUCCACACCGAUGGUAGAAUAUUCUACAUCGAUCACAACACUAAGACCACACAGUGGGAGGACCCCCGCUUACAGAACGCAGCCAUAACCGGACCAGCUGUGCCUUACUCCAGAGACUACAAGCAGAAGUAUGAAUACUUCAGGAAGAAGCUGAAGAAACCGGCCGACAUUCCUAACCGCUUUGAGAUGAAGGUACGUCGUAACGCCAUACUGGAGGACUCCUACCGACGCAUCCUGGCCGUUAAGAGGCCGGACCUCCUAAAGGCCCGUCUGUGGGUGGAGUUUGAGGGAGAAAAGGGGCUGGACUAUGGGGGCGUGGCCAGGGAAUGGUUCUUCCUUAUUUCUAAGGAGAUGUUCAACCCCUAUUAUGGCCUGUUUGAAUACUCUGCCACGGAUAACUAUACCCUGCAGAUCAAUCCAAACUCGGGUCUGUGCAAUGAGGAUCACCUGUCCUACUUCAAGUUCAUUGGCCGUGUAGCGGGCAUGGCCGUCUACCACGGCAAGCUAUUGGACGCGUUCUUCAUUCGUCCGUUUUACAAGAUGAUGCUGCAGAAACCAAUCACGCUGCAGGACAUGGAGUCUGUGGACAGUGAAUACUUCAACUCCCUCAAGUGGAUUCUGGAGAAUGACCCCACCGAACUGGACCUGAGGUUCACCAUCGAUGAGGAGUUUUUCGGGCAGACGCAGCAGCAUGAGCUGAAGCCUGGCGGCAGUGAGAUUAUUGUGACCGACAAAAACAAGAAGGAGUAUAUCCAUCUCGUCAUACAGUGGAGGUUCGUCAACAGGAUUCAGAAGCAGAUGAGUGCCUUCAAGGAGGGGUUCUAUGAGUUGAUACCUCAGGACCUGAUAAAGAUAUUUGAUGAGAAUGAGUUAGAGCUGCUGAUGUGCGGUCUGGGAGAUGUGGACGUCAAUGACUGGAGAGAGAACACGAAGUACAAGAACGGCUAUGGGCCUAACCAUGCCGUGGUCCAGUGGUUCUGGAAGACGGUGCUGCUGAUGGAUGCGGAGAAACGGAUCCGCCUUCUGCAGUUUGUGACUGGCACCUCCCGUGUGCCAAUGAACGGCUUUGCUGAGCUCUAUGGGUCGAACGGACCACAACUGUUUACCAUAGAGCAGUGGGGUACAUCGGACAAACUGCCCAGAGCACACACAUGUUUCAAUCGAUUGGAUCUCCCUCCUUACGAGUCGUUUGAGGAGCUGAGAGAGAAGCUGCACAUUGCCAUAGAGAACGCACAAGGCUUUGAUGGGGUGGACUAACGGCGGAGGCUUCAGACACUUGAGAGUGGCAGUGUGAUUGCGGAAACUCCACGCAGGGUUGUGAGAGCAGACGCCCGUGCGACGUGCUCCCUCUGAACAGGUCAUCAGUGUAGUGGGUCCAGACAUGGCUGACCGGCAGCCUGCGGUCAGGGACAGACAUAAGGCAUAAUUAUGACGUUUUCAUUUUUGAAGUAUCAGAUAUUUUUUAUCAAGGGCGAGCUAGGGCACUUUCUUAAAUUUGUUUUUUGUUUUUUGGUUUUUUUUUUUUGUUUUCUUUUUUCCGUGCCAGAUGGAAUGAAAAUGGCGUAAGGAAUAAAUCAUUAACUUAAAGGCUCUGUAUUAUUAAUCCUGUCUGAAGUUUACACGAUAAUAUUUUUUUUUUUGUACAAGAAGUACAUUGAACCAUGUAUGUAAUGUAAUGUAAUGAAAUGUAAUGUAUACUUCUGCUAAAAAUCAAUAGGUUUUAUCACUUGCAUUUCAGCAGAUUUAUGCCACUUUAUAUGGUAUAUUUGUAUAAUAAUCUUUGAAAUAUAUCUACACUUAUCUGUGUUGUGUUUUGAGAGAUUGGCGUGCUAGCGUGGCCUUCCCAUUAUUCGUCAGGACAACGAGAGAAACGCAGGGAAAUGAAUCCAGGAUUACUGAAGGAAUUCUUUUUUCAUUACGAGAGCCACAUUCUCUGCGUUUUAUGUUUGAUCGGAAGAAACAAGACUUCUCUUUUUGUUUCAUUUCUUGUUGGGAGGUAUUUGUAAAAAAAAAAAAAAUAUUUGCAAGAUGUGAAAUGAUUAAAACGACUCAGAUGCUGUCUUCUCAACGUUAAAGCUUUUUGCACCACAUGAACCUUUUGGCUUCUGUAGGUGUGUUCAGUGGCCUCUUUUACUGAAGAGAUGAGUGGCUAUGUGCUUUUUUUUUUUUUGCGAUUCUUACUCUGUUAUUUGCUCAGACAGAUUUGACAGACCUUAGAGGGGAAAGAGAGAUGCAUGUUUACACUUUCUAGUAGGUUUACACAUGUCUGAUUGGAAAAUAGUCUCUCCUCUGUACAUCUGAUUUUAUACGUCUUUGCUUUAUCAGAGUCAAGGCGCUUUUCUUUAAAAAAAAAAAAAACCAAACAAACAAACAAACAAACAAACAAACAAAGAAAAAACCAGAAAAAGAAGAAGAAAAAGGAGAGUAGGUUUUUUAAAGUCUUACUGCAUAUUGAUCUUUGCCAAGCAAGCAAGCGUUUCAGAUUGCAUUAAGUUUCAUUUUCUCCUCUCUCUCUCUCUCGCUCUCUCUCUCUCUCUCUCUCUCUCUCUCUCGCUCUCUCUCUCUCUCUCUGCUUUGCCUGCGCAUUUUGACCUGAGUACGCGUUUACUUGUGAACUUGGGAGGAAGUAAAGCACAUUCUAUCUUUUCACUUGUGAUUUAUCAGACUUUCUCAUUUCUAAUGUAAAAUGUAUCAUAUUUUGAAUUCUUUUUUUUUUGUCUUCAAAUGGAUUGACAUCCUUGAAUAUUUGUUAAAUGUCCAGAACAUGGAAUUAGUUAAGAAGUAUAUUGAUAAAGUGUACUACAUUUA